Messenger RNA from Choloepus didactylus (southern two-toed sloth), 2439 nucleotides. It is a transcript of the gene GLB1L, whose product is annotated as galactosidase beta 1 like. The transcript has 18 exons. The coding region runs from base 318 to 2273 and encodes 651 amino acids. Gene Ontology annotation, biological process: carbohydrate metabolic process. The record is from RefSeq and is a predicted model, not a curated record. Gene Ontology annotation, cellular component: vacuole. Gene Ontology annotation, molecular function: beta-galactosidase activity. Lineage: Eukaryota; Metazoa; Chordata; Mammalia; Pilosa; Megalonychidae.
GCUGGGUACCCGGAAGAUGUGGAGGCGCGGAGCUGGGAGGCCAGGGGCAGGCUAGAGCUGGGGGAGGACGGGUCCCGGGACCCGGGCGAGGGUUCCCCACCUGGCCUUCAGUAGGGGUCAAGACGCAGGCAUCUGCAUCAAAGCGGAGCAAAGCCGGGCCUGGCCCGAGGGCCCCAGGACCUCCAUCUCCCAAUGUCCGAGAGUUGUUUGAGGAUAAAGUGAGAUGUUAAGUGUUAAGCACAAUAUCUGACACAUAGCCGUCAGAAUCCGCCACGUGACGGAACGCCGUCUCAGACUAGAGGAGCCCUGCAAGCGCCAUGGCUCCCCAGAGGCUGCCCUGCCUUCCCUCCCUGCUGCUGCCGCUCCUGACACUGCUGCUGGCCCAGGCAGAGGCUCGGUCUUUCGUAGUGGAUCUGUAUAAAGACAGAUUCCUUCUCGACGGGGCCCCGUUCCGCUACGUUUCUGGAAGCAUGCACUAUUUCCGGGUUCCGCGGGUGCUUUGGGCAGACCGGCUUUUCAAGAUGCGAAUGAGCGGCCUCAAUGCCGUACAGUUUUACGUGCCCUGGAACUACCAUGAGCCAGAGCCUGGGGUCUAUAACUUUAAUGGCAGCCGGGACCUCAUUGCGUUUUUGCAUGAGGCAACUCUAGCAAACCUGUUCGUCAUACUGAGACCAGGACCUUACAUCUGUGCGGAGUGGGAGAUGGGAGGUCUCCCAUCCUGGUUGCUUCGAAACCCUAGAAUUAAUCUGAGAACCUCAGAUCCAGACUUCCUUGCUGCAGUGGACUCCUGGUUUGAGGUCUUGCUACCCAAGAUAUAUCCAUGGCUCUACCACAAUGGGGGCAACAUCAUUAGCAUUCAGGUGGAGAACGAAUAUGGUAGCUACAGGGCCUGUGACUUCAUAUACUUGCGGCACCUGGCUGGGCUCUUCCGUGCACUCCUCGGAGACAAGAUCCUGCUCUUUACCACAGAUGGACCUGAAGGACUCAAAUGUGGCUCUCUCCAGGGACUCUUUACCACUGUAGAUUUUGGCCCAGCUGACAACAUAACCAAAAUCUUUGCCCUGCUUCGGAACUAUCAACCCCAUGGGCCACUGGUGAACUCUGAGUACUAUACAGGUUGGCUGGAUUACUGGGGCCAGAAUCACUCCGUACGGUCCAUUCCAGCUGUAACUACGGGACUAGAGCACAUGCUGAAGUUGGGAGCCAGUGUGAACAUGUACAUGUUCCAUGGAGGUACCAACUUUGGAUACUGGAAUGGUGCUGAUGAGAAGGGACGCUUCCUUCCAAUUACUACCAGCUAUGACUAUGAUGCACCCCUAUCUGAAGCAGGAGACCCCACACCUAAGCUUUUUGCUCUUCGAAAUGUCAUCAGCAAGUUCCAGGAAAUUCCUUUGGGACCCUUACCUCCCCCCAGCUUCAAAAUGACGCUUGGACCUUUGACUCUGGAACUGAAUGGGGCUUUGCUGGAUUUCCUAGGCUUUCUGUGCCCCCAAGGGCCCACCCAUUCAUUCUUCCCAAUGACCUUUGAGGCUGUCAAGCAGGACCAUGGCUUUAUGCUGUACCGGACCCAUCUGACCCAUAGCUUUUUGGAGCCAACACUACUUUGGGUGCCAAAGAAUGGAAUCCAUGACCGUGCCUACGUGUUAGUGGAUGGGGUGUUUCAGGGUGUUUUGGAACGAAAUGUGAAACACAAACUAUUUUUGACUGGGAAUGAAGGAUCUACACUGGAUAUCUUGAUGGAGAACAUGGGGAGGCUCAGUUUUGGGUCUAACAGCAGUGACUUCAAGGGCCUGUUAGAGCCACCAAUUCUGGGGCAGAGACUCCUUACCCAGUGGCUGAUGUUUCCUCUGAAUAUCGAUAAGCUUAUAAAGUGGCGGUUUCCCAUCUUGUUGCCGAAAAAGUCAGAACCUCAAGCUCCCACUGGCCCCAUCUUCUACUCUACAACAUUUCCAAUUUUAGGCUCAGUCGGGGACACCUUUCUCUAUCUACCUGGAUGGACCAAGGGCCAAGUCUGGAUCAAUGGGUUUAACUUAGGCCGGUACUGGACAAAGCGGGGGCCACAACAGACCCUCUACGUGCCAAAACCCCUGCUGCUUCCUGAGGGACUCCUCAACAAAAUCACAUUGCUGGAGCUAGAAAAUGUGCCUCUCCAGCCCCAAGUCCAAUUCCUGGACACGCCUUUCCUCAAUAGCACCUUGCAUAAGACAUAUGUCUAUUACCUCUCAACUGAUAUACAAAGUAACUCUGAACCAAUGGAGUUAAGUGGGCACUGAAAGAAAGGUAACCUUUGGACCUGGGUCAUGGAGUGGUCAGGAUCCCUUGAUGUUGGCCAUGGUGACCAUAAGGAACCAAAGGCCAGAAGGCCUGAAUGUAAGUACAAGGGCAGUUUCCUUGCCAAAAUUUAUUGUGAUUAAAGUUCCAAAGACAGUACCAGCUACA